Messenger RNA from Mycena indigotica, 1335 nucleotides. RefSeq names its product Fatty acid hydroxylase. The record is from RefSeq and is a predicted model, not a curated record. The coding region runs from base 1 to 1335 and encodes 444 amino acids. NCBI's taxonomy places the organism in Eukaryota, Fungi, Basidiomycota, Agaricomycetes, Agaricales, Mycenaceae. The transcript has a single exon.
AUGUCGUUUACGGAAAGCAUAGUCAGUGCGCUCUACGACUGGCACCGCUCCUCCAAGACGACCAGCCCCUCGAUGUCCUCAGGCAGCAUUGUCUUCCGACCGCGGACCCUCGUUGACCGUCUCCCUAACGAGCUCCUCACCGCCGUCUUUGCCUUUUCCGUUGAUCACGACCCUCACGAUGACUCCAUCCUUACGACCUCACCCAUGACCUUAUCGCACGUCUGCCGCCGCUGGCGCGUUGUCGCCCUCGCCUGCGGUAGCCUCUGGUGCUCCCUUGUCAUCACAUACCCCACAUCUCCCCAGCAAUUCACCCGUGUUCUCACCUUCCUCUCUCGCUCCAAAAACUACCCACUGGACAUCCUCCUCGACGUCCGUGAUCCAGAGUGGGACUUUGAGCAGCCCGAGACCCAGCAUGGCUUCACCAUCCAGGACAUGCAGACCGUCCUCAAGCUUCUGAGCGGUAAUGGGAAGGCUGCGCCACGCUGGCGCUCGAUGGAGCUGUUGACAGACACCUGGGCGCCUAUUCACACCUUCCUCGAGUUUACCCGCGAAUGGGCGCCUCCAAAGCGGCUAGAGCGCCUUGUCUUGUCUCGCUGCAAUGCCUACUUUGCCCGACGAGGCCAACUGUUCCAGCCUGCUGCCCUCUCGGCGCCAAUCCCGCUCUUUCAAGCCGCGCCUUCAAAUCUCCACCAUCUUUCCCUAGUUGGCGUCCACAUCGACUGGAGCGUCUUUCGAGCGCCGCUCCUUACGACCCUUGAACUCAAAUACCACGCCGCCGACAUCCGUCCUUCCUUUGAGCAAUUGGCGGCCAUCUUGACGUCUUGUUCAUUGCUGGAAACGCUUAGCAUCAUUGGCAGCGGACCCUCUCUUCCGCCACCCUCGUCUUCUUCUCCACCGAUGAUUCCGAUCACUAUUCCAUCGCUCAAAUCACUCACCAUCGGUUACGUCGACGCUUCAGCAGCGGUGCGGUUGCUAUCCCUCUUGCGGCUGCCUUUCCUCACUGCAUUGGGCAUCGAGGACGCCGGGCAGGGAAUUCUGCCGCAUGACGAGGACUUUUCGCCUUUCUCAGAUCACGGGCCCGUUGUUCUCGCUGCGCUAACCAACCUGAGCGAUGACGUUAUUGCCUUAAAACAACUUACCUCACUCACGCUCGACUCGUUAACCGCCCCUUCGGGUGUCUUGGCGCUCUUCCUCGCAAAAUGUCCUGCCGUCCGCCACCUCGAGCUGCAGCGCGUGAACCUCGUCUACCCCGUCGACGUGCCCAUGCUGUGCAAGCUCGCGAUCCCCAAGCUGCCGUGCUUGGUUCUCGAUGACGAGGUGCACGAGCUGAACUGA